AUGAGGCGCCACGCCCUGCUUGGCGUACUCGCGGCAAUCUCGUGCGCGCGCCCGACGACUGCCUGGGACGGCAAGUGUUGGAAAUGCUGGGAAUCGUUCCGCGCGAGCCUCUGGCUGCCGUUCUCGGAAGGCGACAUCCAGUCGAGGCAAUGGGCCGUCGCGGCGAAGAUGGCCGCGGACCAAUUCAACGCGCGAAACGGCUCGAUCGUGGCGGAGUUCGCAGAGGUGCCGCCGGCGUGCCCCUUUGUGCUCUCCGUCGACGUCUGGGACACCUCGCAGGGUCCGACGGUGGCGAUCAAGGAUUUCACCGAAGCUUACAUUUCGUCGGGUUUCGAUGAUUGCUUUUAUCCGAAUUUUAGAAAACCCGCAGUCAUCGUGGGGCCCAAAUUCUCGUCCGUGGCCGUGCCGCUCUCCAUCGUGGCGGGCGCGAACAGUUUUGACAUGAUCAGCCCGUCGGCCACGAGUCCCGUGCUGGACGAGGCGGUCCAUUCAAAUUUCGUGCGGACAAUCCCCAGCGACGGUGAUGGUUUCGCGGAGGCGUUCUGCGAUUGGUGCCGGGACCAGGGGUGGACGACCGUCGGCAUCAUCGCAAAGUCUGACAGCUUCAGGUAA
Pelagomonas calceolata is the source of this 612-nucleotide messenger RNA. Lineage: Eukaryota; Pelagophyceae; Pelagomonadales; Pelagomonadaceae. The record is from the annotation of a GenBank genome assembly.